Messenger RNA from Ilex paraguariensis (yerba mate), 1041 nucleotides. The record is from the annotation of a GenBank genome assembly. Lineage: Eukaryota; Viridiplantae; Streptophyta; Magnoliopsida; Aquifoliales; Aquifoliaceae.
ACCAUUUUUAACCAACAUUCAAAGUCGUUCCCGCGACGUCGUUUCCAAGGCUACCAUCUGUCGCCAAGUGAGUCAUCCGACUCAUCCCCCACCAUCGUCAUGACCAUCUGAAAAGCAUAUACACUGUACUGCUUCAAGAAUCGACUCAUUCCAGCAACAAAAUCAUAAAGGGUUCGGUCUCUCAGGUCAGGUCGGCCAUUAAUGGCGGCGACCAAACCCAGAGCUCCAAAACCGAACUCAGGUGGCACAGACACGAAGGUUUGGCUCUAUUCUUUGAUGCUCGCACUCCAAUACGGUGCUCAGCCGCUGGUCUCUAAACGUUACACCAGGAAAGAAGUGAUUGUGACUUCAUCUGUAUUAGCAUGUGAGGUAGUAAAGGUCAUUUGUGCUCUUAUUCUCAUGGCAAAAGAAGGCAAUUUGAAGAAAAUAUUCAAGCAGUGGACUUUGGUUGGCUCUUUGACUGCAUCAGGAUUGCCAGCAGCUAUCUAUGCACUUCAAAGUACCUUGUUGCAGAUUUCAUACAAGAAUCUUGAUUCACUCACAUUUUCCAUGCUGAACCAAACAAAACUAUUUUUCACUGCUUUGUUUACUUAUAUAAUAUUGAGGCAGAAACAAUCAAUUCAACAAAUUGGCUCCUUAUUCUUGUUAAUAAUUGCUGCUGUUCUUCUAAGCAUUGGUGAAGGAUCCAGAAAAGGUUCCAGCAGCACUAAUCCUGAUGAAAUUUUGUUUCACGGAAUUGUUCCUGUAUUGAUAGCUUCUGUACUUUCUGGUCUGGCUUCUGCACUCUGUCAGUGGGCUUCUCAGGUAAAGAAACAAACAUCAUACAUGAUGACUGUCGAAAUGUCUGUAGUUGGGAUCUUGUGCCUGCUUGUCAGUAUUUUUAAGUCUCCAGACGGAGAAGCUAUCAGAAGGCAUGGAUUUUUUUACGGCUGGACUCCACUAACCUUGAUCCCUGUAACAAUCAAUGCUUUUGGUGGAAUUCUUGUGGGCCUCGUGACAUCACAUGCCGGUGGUGUUCGAAAGGCAAGUGUGAUACCCUAG